AUGAUCCUCGACAGGGACUUGCUGGGUCUGGGGUGGAGGAAGACCAUGCUGAUCUUUCAGAUUGGCACCAACAACUGGCAGCGUCAGGAGGAGUUUGCCCCGGGCAGUGGCAUCCUUCACGCGUCCUUCCACGAGAGCAUGAACAGCAUGGAAGGCGUGAAGAGCUACUCCAUCUACCCGAGCAAGAGGCAGACCAAUCCAGAGGACGACCCCACGUUUCGCAUCUUCAAGCUGGAACACGACAUCCCCAUCUGCGAGUCAGUGAGCCCCAACUCGUCCUACCGGUGGCAUUCCAUGACCGAGGAUCAGUACGACGCCUACCUCAAGCGCCUCGAAAAUGAGGUCUGCGCCUUCAUGGAUGAGGUCGAGGCGAAGGAGGGAAAAGAGUUUGACUUUCUCAUCUCCCACCAUGCCUUCACCAAUGCCAUGACGGCUGCACAGAUCGUCCAGAGAAGGCACAAGGAGGGCAAGACCAAGCUCAAGCACUUCAAUUUUGUGCACGGGACAGCGCUCAAGAUGUACAUCAAGGAGAAAGAGGGUGACCCCGAGUAUCCGAUGCGCUUCCUCACCAAGUGCCGGGGCAGCGGCGUCUUCGAUGGCAUUGCCAACACGAAGGGUGUUUGGGUGAACUCGGAGGACUACAUCGGCAAGUUCCUAGACUGCUUCCCGGAGUACCCCAAGGAGAGGUGUGUCUUCUCCCGCAUCGGCGUGAAUCAGAAGACCUUCUGCCCAAAGGGCACGUCGGUGUCCAGCGAUCUCGCCCAGCAUGCAAGGGAAGAGGACAGGGACAAGGUUGCGAGCAUGAAGCGCCUAGUGACCUUUGUUGGGAAGUUCGCAGACUGGAAGCGUCUGGAUGCCGUCCUCUAUGCUGCCCAGGAGUAUGAGGCCAAGUUUCCGGAUUUGGGCACUGCGGUGGUGGGCACAGGCCCGGCAGACGCCAUCGAGAAGUACGAGGGCCUGGCCAAAAGUCUCGGCCUUCAGCGCACCGUCUUCCUGGGACCGAAAGGCCAGGAUGUGCUAGCGCAACUCUUCUCGAUGUCGGAGGUCGGCAUGUUCCCGUCCUACAAGGAGCCCUUUGGCAUGGUCUUCAUCGAGUGCAUGGCCUGCGGCUGCCCAACCGUCGGCGCCAACAGCGGGGGGCCCACGGAGUUCGUGAAGCCGGAGCAGGGCGUCCUAGUCGAGGAGGAGGACGACUGGAGGUCUGAGGAGGGCGCCAGGAGACUCGGGUCCAAGGUGGCCGCGCAGGUCACCAAGGCUAUCGAGGAGGACUGGAAGAAGACCAAGGGCCCCGGCUGCGUAGAGUUCGUCGCCAAGAACUUCUCCACGGUGGCGCAGGUGGAGGGCAUGCUGGCCAACAUGAAGGAGUGGUCGAAGGAGUGA
This is a messenger RNA of Symbiodinium natans, 1380 nucleotides long. The record is from the annotation of a GenBank genome assembly. NCBI's taxonomy places the organism in Eukaryota, Dinophyceae, Suessiales, Symbiodiniaceae.